AUGGAAGACUGCGGUGGCAGCCCGAUAUGGGACGUUGACGACCUGUCACAGUGCUUCCAGCGAAAGUAUCUCGGUUUUGUUCUACCUAUAGCUGCCUGUGGCGUCUCGCUGUUUCUCGUCCUUGCUCAUGUCGCCCUUUACCAUAUUGCCGAAUACCGAAGAAAGCAGUACAAGCAGGCCCCGUCUGAUAUCGUGGACGUACACGCCGAUGGAGCCGACGAGGGCGGAUACAGGGACGAUGGAGAUGAAGAGAGCGAUUUGAUGCUCAAUAAAGUCAUCAGUCGCACCGCAGACGUCGUUAUCGAGCCCGACAAGCCACGCGGGAAGAUUGUCCUUAACACGAUCGAGAUACUUGCCUUGGCUGGUCAGGUUGUUACCAAUGGCAUUGCUAUUGCCGCUGUCAUUAAUGACAGCCACGUCCAGACCACUAUAAUCACGCGGUUGGCUUCAUGGAUAUACAUCCUGGCCUUGACCGUUGUGAGACUCGCCUCCUCAGCAUCCCGGUGUCCAUCGUUGCCAGCACUCUGGAAUCAUACUACAAUCCUAUACUCGGUGCAAUGGCUCCUCAUCGUGUUCCCGUUCCGCUCGGUCUUUAUCCACCAGCCACGAAUUAAUACCAUACCUUUCUUUGCAGUAGAUUUUGCACUCUCGUCGAUCCUGUUCCUGAUUGCCAUUACUACCCGCAAAGGCGAAAAGACGAUACUUGUCCAGCAUGAAGACGGCCUAACUCCUCCCAAAGACCAGUUCGCCAGUCUUUUCUCUCUAGCUAGCUUCUCGUGGAUGGACUCCUUCAUUGGACUAGGAUAUAAGAAGUCAUUGGAUAUCAAAGAUGUCUGGAAUCUCAAGCCGGAAUCCCAUGCAACCGUGGUUUUGGCGAGCUUCCGACAGUACAAGAAGGCUUGUACCAUGGCAUGGAACCUCAUAGGGUACUUUGAUCGCGAUCUGCUUAUCCAGGGUCUCUGGGCAAUUCUUGCCAGUCUCUUCACCUUCCUCCCCACCUGGCUUCUCAAGUUCAUCUUGGAGUACGUGGAAAACCCCGACGACACGCCUGGAAGCGCUGCAUGGCUUUACGUUGUUCUCAUGUUCGUGUGUGGAGCUAUCCAAGCAGUAGGAGACGGUCAAUCUCUAUGGCUGGGCAGAGAGCUCAGCGUCAAACUUCGAGCAAUUAUCGUCGGCGAGCUAUAUGCCAAAGCGCUCAGACGCAAAGCUGGUGCAUUCGUCGGUAGCGCCACCAAGGACGAGGAUGAAGACAAGGACAAAGCGAAGACCUCUAAGAAAAGCAAGGGCAAGGGUGAAGAUGCUGGUAAAAAGAAGGAAUCUGAUGGACAGGCCAACUUGGGAAAGAUUAUCAAUUUGAUGGCUAUCGACUCGUUCAAAGUCAGCGAAAUCUGCGCAUAUCUACAUUUCCUUUGGGCCAGUGUUCCCACCCAGCUUGUCGUCGCCGUGUACUUCCUCUACCAGGUCAUGGGUGUCAGCUCUCUGGCUGGAGUUGCAAUGACUAUCCUAAUCUCGCCAUUAAACGUUUACAUCGCCAGCAGAUUCCGAGCUGUCCAGUACAAGAUCCUUGCGGCUACCGAUGCUCGUAUCCAUGCCACGAACGAAGUAUUACAGAAUAUCCGAAUCAUCAAAUACUUUGCCUGGGAACAUCGCUUUGAGAGUAUUAUCGAUGAAAAGAGACAGAUCGAACUGCGACAUAUUCGUGCACGUUAUUUGCUCUGGGCUUGGGCUGUGACUCUUUUCUACGGUACACCGCUUCUCACAACGCUCUGCACUUUCUACAUCUUUACAACCGUCGAGAACAAGAAGUUGAUCCCGUCUAUCGCAUUCCCUGCCUUGUCUAUGUUUUCCUUACUCCGCGUCCCGCUAGAUAGGCUAGCAGACAUGGCAGCGCACGUCCUCGAAGCCAAGGUAUCCAUUGACCGUGUUGAAGAAUUCUUGAGCGAGGAAGAAACAGAAAAAUACCAACAAUUGAAAGAAUGCAGUACCCAGGCUGAACCGAAAAUCUGUUUGGAGAAUGCUACUUUGUCAUGGGGCUCUGGCAAGGCGGAACCUAGCAGUGUCUUGAGCAGCACUGCUCCAGCUUUCCGCCUGAUCGAUGUCAACGUUAACUUCCAGCUUGGAAAAUUGAAUAUCAUCGCUGGUCCCACUGGAUCUGGAAAAACGUCCUUACUGAUGGCUCUGUUGGGAGAGAUGAGCUUGGUCAAGGGUUCUGUGUCUUUGCCUGGAGGGACCAGCGAUCGAGCUGACCUUCACCCUGACCCGAUGACUUCAUUAACAGAAAGCGUUGCAUACUGUGCCCAGGAAGCCUGGCUUGUGAACAACACAAUUAAAGAGAACAUUAUCUUCGCGUCAUCCUAUAAUGAAAACCGAUAUGAAGCCGUUAUCAAGGCUUGCUCGUUGGAACGUGAUCUCGAAAUCUUGGAUGCUGGAGACCAGACCCUCGUUGGUGAGAAGGGUAUUAGUCUUUCAGGAGGGCAGAAGCAGCGAAUAUCACUCGCUCGCGCAAUGUAUAGUAGCGCUCGCCAUUUGCUUCUUGAUGACUGUCUCAGCGCUGUUGACUCGCACACAGCCAAGCACAUCUUCAACAACGCCGUGCUUGGUCCGCUAAUGAUGAACCGAACAUGUAUCCUGGUCACCCACAACGUUUCACUUGUCUUACCACAAGCCGAAUAUGCAGUCAUACUCAAGAACGGACGUGUUACGGCGCAAGGCUCACCCAAGGAUCUGAUAGACGCUGGAGCUAUCGAAGAUGAUAUCCUCCAAUCGGGAGCUAACUCACGCGGUGUUUCUCAACUUGCCUCUCGUGUACCUUCUAACCUCGAAGAAGUUGUCGAUGCCCAGGCAAAGAAUGCUGCGACUACCGCAACGAAUGGAGGCGUAAAGCCACUGAAGAAGAAGAAAGCUACCGCUGCUUCACCACCCUCUAACGAGGAAGUGAAGGUUACCGGAAGUGUUGCUAUGUCGACUAUCUACAUGUACCUCCGAGCCAUGGGACCAUGGUAUUUCUGGGUAUUAGCAAUGUUUUUCUUUUUCGUCCAUCAGCUAGCAUCUUUGGCACCGAAUGUUUGGAUCAGAGAGUGGGCAAAUGCCUAUGAAAUCAGGAAUAGCACUCAAAGCACAAUGGCUACUGGCUUCGAUAUUCCGAGCAUCAAGUUUGCAAAUACCGCUGCCAUGUCUCUCAUCUCCCAAGCUCCCAAGGACCCUCAACUCUCUACUAGCAGUAGGAAGUAUGCCGACAUUGACGAAUCAUACUACCUUUGGAUAUAUCUCGUGCUCGCCGUUGCAUACGUCAUUAUCACUUUCUUCAGAGAGUGGAUAUUCUUUUUGGGUUCUAUUCACGCAUCAAAAAAAACUCAUGGAUGGCUACUGCGAUCUGUGAUGCACGCGAAGUUCAAAUUCUUUGACUCCACUCCUCUGGGUCGGAUUAUGAAUCGAUUCUCCAAGGAUAUUCAGUCCAUAGAUCAAGAUGUUGCAGCCACCGCUAUCGGUGUAAUACACUGUGCCGCCGCAAUAGCUAUGAUCGUCAUCCUAAUCUCCAUUAUCACGCCCAAGUUCUUGAUCGCCGGUUUCUUUAUCACGAUAAUGUACAUUGCUCUCGGUGCUUUCUAUAUAAAUACCUCGCGUGAUCUCAAGCGACUGGAGUCUAUCCAGCGAAGUCCUCUAUACCAGCAAUUCGGUGAAACCUUGAAUGGUGUUGUGACGAUCCGAGCCUACGGCGAUGGUGCACGCUUCAUCCUGGACAACCAUGGUCUAAUCAAUACCUAUAACCGGCCUUACAUCUACCUUUGGGCCGCGAACCGUUGGCUUGCGUUCAGAAUUGACAUUAUUGGUGCAUUCGUGUCAUUUUUCGCGGCGACAUUCCUCAUCCUAAGUGCUAGGACUGUCGAUGCCGGAGCAGCUGGUUUAGCAAUGACGUACGCCAUUACCUUCUCUGAAAAUAUUCUUUGGUUGGUCCGACUUUAUUCGGAAAAUGAACAAAACAUGAAUUCAGUUGAGCGUGUGGAGGAGUACAUGAAGGUGGAGCAAGAGGCACCCGCACUCAUUCCCGAGGCAAAACCGGCUGGGAUCUGGCCAAGUAGGGGUGCCGUCAAGUUCGUUGAUUAUUCCACCAGAUAUCGCUCUGACCUAGAUCGAGUACUGAAGGGUGUGAGCUUUGAAAUCCAACCGGGUGAACGUGUCGGUAUUGUCGGCAGAACCGGUGCAGGGAAAAGUUCCCUAGCAUUGGCUCUAUUCCGAGGCCUCGAAGCGGAAGGUGGAAAAAUUUUAAUCGAUGAUGUUGAUAUUGGAUUGAUUGGCCUUCAAGAUCUUAGACAAAAUAUCACUAUUGUGCCACAAGAUCCUACCCUUUUCACAGGCACGAUUCGAACUAACUUGGAUCCAUUCGGUCUGUUCACUGACGAAGAGAUCUUUACUGCUCUACGUCAAGUUCAUCUCAUCGGUCCAGCCAUGACUGGCCCAGAAGAAACAGAACACACCUCCAAUACGGCUCUCGAGCAACACUCAGAAUCGGCUCCACUAUUGCUUGAAGAUGAUACCACACAGGAUUCCAACACCCUUAUCGGAACCGCGAAUGGCAGCACCACUGACACUGAUCCUGGCGCCGCACAUCUGCAAGAAAACAAAAACAUUUUCUUGAACCUCGAGUCAGCCAUUACUGAAUCUGGAUCCAACCUCUCUCAAGGCCAACGACAACUCCUCUGCCUAGCCAGAGCUCUACUCAAAUCUCCAAAGGUUCUACUAAUGGAUGAAGCAACUGCCUCGAUUGAUUAUGCUACUGAUUCCAAGAUCCAAGACACCCUUCGCGAGUUAAGAGGUAACAAUACCAUCCUAACUAUCGCACAUCGCCUGCAAACAAUCAUCGAUUACGAUAGAGUCCUUGUUCUUGACCAUGGAGAGGUGAUGGAGUAUGAUGGUCCAUGGCAACUAAUCAACAAAGAAGGAGGUAUCUUCAGAAGUAUGUGUGAGAACAGCGGUAAUAUGGAAGCGUUGCUAGAAGCAGCGAAGAAGGCCUGGGAACAACACAGAUUAGUGGAUGAUUCUUGA
This is a messenger RNA of Arthroderma uncinatum, 5043 nucleotides long. Its product is annotated as ATP-dependent bile acid permease. Gene Ontology annotation, biological process: transmembrane transport. The transcript has 2 exons. Gene Ontology annotation, molecular function: ATP binding; ATP hydrolysis activity; ABC-type peptide transporter activity. The coding region runs from base 1 to 5043 and encodes 1680 amino acids. Lineage: Eukaryota; Fungi; Ascomycota; Eurotiomycetes; Onygenales; Arthrodermataceae. The record is from RefSeq and is a predicted model, not a curated record. Gene Ontology annotation, cellular component: fungal-type vacuole membrane; fungal-type vacuole.